AUGACUACAGAGAAUACUACACAUGCUUUGGCGUCUUCCGCUAAAGAUCCGUUAUCAAUAUCAUUGUCUUCACCUUCCUCUGUUACCAAUACUACUGCAUCCAGGUCAAGGUCAACUCAACAUGAAAUAUUGGCCAAGACAAGAUCCACUGGUAUACUUUUCAAACCACCGAAGACUCAUGAUAUGGUCCGCUCUUUAUUUGAUCCCACAAUUAAGAAAUCAUUCCUGGAAUUAUGUAUCACUUUAUUCAUAAUCUCUAAUUUCUUCAUUUGCCAUAAGAUUUUGAAUUAUUUUGAUUUGAAUUUCACUAAAAGGUUUUAUCUUUUACAAUACCUAUUUUGGAGAUUAUCAUAUAACUUAGGUAUAGGUAUCAUCCUGCAUUAUCAAUCAAAUUACGAAUCAUUGACUAAUUUUGUCACAAAAAAUAACGUUUUCACUACAAAUAAUUCUCUUUGGGCUAGAUUUCUUAGAUUUGAAUUACAUUCCAUAUUAUCAAAACAACAAAAUAAAAAGGAGAAACACACAGCAAGUGAAUAUCCCAAUGAAUUGAAAGUUUGGUUAAUCUUCCGCCAAUUUGUUGAUUUGAUCCUAAUGCAAGACUUCAUCACAUAUAUUAUCUUCGUCUAUCUAUCAUUGCCAACUAAUUUGGACAUCUCCAUAUGGAAUUGGAAAAUUAUUUUAGGAACCCUUUUAAUCGUUUUCAAUAUUUGGGCAAAAAUUGACGCACAUAGAGUCAUUAAAGAUUUUGCUUGGUAUUGGGGUGAUUUCUUCUUUUUACAAAUAAAUUCAACUUUAAUCUUUGACGUGUGUUUCAAUAUUUCACCUCAUCCAAUGUAUUCCAUCGGAUAUUUGGGUUAUUACGGUCUUUCAUUAAUAUGUAAUGAUUAUAAAGUUUUGUUGGUAUCCAUCUGGGGCCAUUUCUUACAAUUCCUUUUCCUAAAAUAUGUUGAAUCUCCUCAUAUAGAAAGAACUUAUGGUACAGAAGACGGACAAGAAAAGGAACAAAUAUCAAUUGAUGAUCUAAUAUUGAAGGAAAAUUAUGAUUAUUCCAAACCUUUAAUAUUUAAUGGUUUAAUGAUUAAGAACUUUAAUAAACUAAGAAUUUACGAUUAUUUCACAGUAGGUUCAGUGAUUUCCAUCAUUACAUGGGCAAUCUUAACAAAUCCAAAUGAUCUCCUUCUACUUACAUUAACAUUCACUUUCAAAUUAUCGUCAUGGUUAAUCAUUUCUAUUAUACUUUAUAAUCAAUCAAAUUCUAAAUGGUUUACGAAAUUGUUUUUGAAAAAUGGGUUUUCUCAAAUUCACUCAUAUCAACAAUGGCAAUUCAUAUAUAACUUUAUGAUUGUCACAUCAUAUGUCCUUCUAAUAAUACAAACAAUAUCAAAAAUAAUAUCAAACAAUCAUACACUUCAAAGCAACGAGAACUUUUAUAAUAAAUUGAUCUUCGGUCUCUUAUUGUGUUCUUUACAAAUUUGGUCAAAUUCAGAAAUCAAUUUGGCUAUUUCUGAUUUCGGUUGGUUUUAUGGUGAUUUCUUUUUAACAAAUUAUAUCCCCACAAAAAAUGCUAGAAAAUUGACAUCUCAAGGUAUUUACAGAUAUUUAAAUAAUCCAGAAACAAUAUUCGGUAUUAUUGGUAUAUGGUCUACCGUAUUAAUGACAAAUUUUGCAUGGGAAAAUAUCAUAUUAUCAUUACUUUGGACAAUAACUAAUUUCAUAAUGAUCAAAUUCAUUGAAAAACCUCAUAUUAUGAAAAUAUAUGGUUCAAAUCAAUCCAAGAGAAUCAGCGGUGUUGGGAAAUCUCUAUUAACUUUGAAACCAUUAAGAAGAAUCUCUGAAAUAGUUGAUAAUGUAGAACAUAUAAUAAUGAGAUCUUUAUUAAAUAAUAAUGCUAAUCAAACAAAUUGUCAACUUCAACAACCAACACGAGAAAUAAAACCAGAAAUAUUAAAGAUUAGGGAAAACGUAAUGGUACAUGCAAUUAAUAACGUCACUUCAAGAUUAUCACCAAAUUGCGAAUUUGAUAUUCAAUUACAACAAAUAAACCUUCAUGAUGAGGAAGUAUCCGCCCUACCAGCAACUAAUAGUAGUUAUUUGCCAAAUCCAAUCAGUAUUAAAUGGAAAUUACCCAUUGAAUUAUACGACGAAACCGAUUGGAUUGGACUUUAUAAUGUCCUUGAUACAAGAGCUGAUCGUGAAAUUACAAGAACUUCAUCAUUUGGUCAUAAAAGUUUUACAACAGGUGCCAAGAAUAAACAUGUCUUAAGCCUUAGAAAGUCAGAGGAAUUUGUUAAAGGUGAAAUUUGUUUGAUUCAACAUUAUUAUAUUUGUGAACCAGGUAUUUAUGAAUUCAGAUAUCAUUCUAAAAAUUCCCAUAAAGUUUUAUUAAUUUCUACUCCAUUCCAAGUAUUGUUCCCAAAACUGAAUUUUAAUGAUGACAUUGAUACUUUGAGAAAUGAUUUAUUUCAAUUUUUAAAUAAUUGUAACGUUAUUGCCAAUGGGAAAUUCUUCAAUCAAAUGGGUAAUAAAUACUUUACAAUGAAAUCUUUACAAAAAUUAAUUAAAGCAUCUAUCGGCAUUGAAUUAUCCACUGACUUCAUUAAUAACGUUAACGGAGACAUAGAUAUCAUUUCGAAAAGAAUUUGGGAAAUUAAGAAAAUUCUAGAUGAACUAGUAUAA
This is a messenger RNA of Naumovozyma dairenensis CBS 421, 2676 nucleotides long. RefSeq names its product phosphatidylethanolamine N-methyltransferase (gene CHO2). The record is from RefSeq and is a predicted model, not a curated record. Bases 1 to 2676 code for a protein of 891 amino acids. The transcript has a single exon. Gene Ontology annotation, biological process: phosphatidylcholine biosynthetic process. Lineage: Eukaryota; Fungi; Ascomycota; Saccharomycetes; Saccharomycetales; Saccharomycetaceae. Gene Ontology annotation, molecular function: phosphatidylethanolamine N-methyltransferase activity.